Molecule: messenger RNA, 2034 nt
Organism: Podospora pseudopauciseta
Lineage: Eukaryota; Fungi; Ascomycota; Sordariomycetes; Sordariales; Podosporaceae
Exons: 3
Coding region: 1-2034 (677 amino acids)
Biological process (GO): proteasome-mediated ubiquitin-dependent protein catabolic process
Cellular component (GO): Cul4-RING E3 ubiquitin ligase complex
Molecular function (GO): protein binding
Source: RefSeq, a predicted model, not a curated record
AUGAGUAGCGACAAUUACCGCGGUGACCCCAACGAUGGCGGCCCGCUGGAUUCCGACGACUGGACCUCCUACGUCCCGUAUUCGAUGCAUGAAGCUACUCGCGAGCGGGUCGAAGACGGAGAGGAAUAUGACCAGGAGUAUUAUGAUGAAAUUUUGAGGGAAGAAAUGGCAGAACAUGAGCGGCUUCAUGCGUCCGGCGAUGCCGAGGGACUCGAGUUGGAGGUUGUGUUGGAGCAGGUUCUGGUCGGUAAUGAGGAUGAUGAGGAUGAAGAAGAUGAAGAAGAUGAAGAAGAUGAAGAAGAUGAAGAAGAAGAAGAAGAAGAUGAUGAUGAUAAUCAAGCUACUGCCGAGGAGAGGGAGGGGGGUCAGCUACUGAGGAGAAUUGUGAGACUUGUUGGGAAUGGUGCCUCGGGGGCAGUUGGGUUGAGCCAGCGACAGAUUCUUGCUUUGCUGAGAGGGCAUGAUCUUACGGACUUGAUUUUUGAUGAUGCCGAGGUUGAUGAGAUGAUGUAUCAGCGGCGGACCAACAGACAAGACCCGGAUAGGUUUCCCAAGGUACCGAGUGAGGAGGGGAGGAAACUGAUGGAGUCGGGGGCGUUUGGGUCGUUUGAUAUCCGUGAUCGGAGGUAUAAGGAUAUCUCGAGGAGGAUUCUCGAUCGAGAGCUAGGUCUGGGCGGCAAGGCUGAGCAGCUGAGGAAUCGAGGAAUGAUGCUGCAACAGAUGAUACCGGUAUCCAAGCCAGAGAUGAUUAUCCAUUACGACGAUCCCGUUUGUUGCGGCCAGUUCUCCGACGAUGGCAACUUCUUUUACACCUGCAACAAAGACUUUAAAGUACGGUUAUACGAUACCUCGAAUGUUUACGACUGGAAGUACUACAAAACGUUCGACUACCCGUUUGGUCAAUGGACGAUGACCGAUGCCGACCUCAGCCCUGAUAACCGCUGGCUGGCGUUUACGUCGUUGCAGCCUGAAGUUGCGAUUGCUCCCACCGACCCGAAGGAUACCGGCGAUUCAUACACACUUAACUUUGCCGGAGGGCACAGUCAGCCUGGGUAUGGUGGGAGCUUUGCUAUCUUCUCCGUGAGGUUCUCGGGCGAUGGGCGUCAGCUUGUCGCGGGCACGAAUACCGACUCCGUGGUAGUGUAUGACAUCGAAACACGCACAACAUUACAUCACGUUCAUGGGCAUAACGACGAUGUGAACGCCGUUUGCUUUGCCGACAAGAACUCGCCUCACAUCCUGUACUCCGGCUCAGAUGACUGUACGAUUAAAGUAUGGGACACCCGUUCCAUUGGCGACGGCCGCCCAGCCGGGGCCUUUGUAGGACACACCGAAGGCCUUACCUAUAUCGACUCCAAGCAGGAUGGUCGUUACAUCCUUUCCAAUGGUAAAGACCAGUCGAUGAAACUGUGGGACUUGCGCAAAGCAAUGUCUACCUCCACCUUCCUUUCAACAAACCCAACGGCCAUCACUCAAUCUCCAGAUUAUCAGUUCGACUACCGCUGGCAAGAAUAUGACGACUCACGAUGGUAUCAGCACCCCCACGACAACUCAGUCGUGACUUUCCGUGGACACAAGGUUCAGAGGACACUCAUCAGAUGCCACUUUUCGCCACCCAACAGCACAGAUAGUCGAUACGUCUACUCUGGAAGUGCAGAUGGGCAUGUAUACAUUUGGAACAUGGACGCCACACUCGCGAAGACCAUUGACGUUCAAAAAGCCACAGAGCCAGCCACUGGAAGCAACACGAGACUCAGGAUGAGGCGGUAUAGAUUGCAUAGCUUCGAGAAUGACUGGAGUACUAUUGUGAGAGAUGUGGGAUGGCAUCCGAAUGCGCCGGUACUGGUCGCUAGUUCGUGGAACGGCUCGGCGAAUGAUACGGGAACGGCAAGCGUGCAUGGGUACAACGAGGCUGACGAUGAUGAUGGGGAGGAGAGUGAGGAUGAGGGGAUGGCAAUGGGGAGAGUGGUGGAUGAAAAGUUAAAUGCCCCGCGGGUGGCUACUGGAGGUUGGAGGCAGAGAUAUGAUAUGUAA